GAUGCUGCGCCCGGAGAGUCUGGGAAGCACCGAGUAGAUGGUAGCUGCCAAGGCAAGGAGACAGACAGGAGGACCGGGGGAGGGGAGCCCUGCUGCCCAGUGAGGGCUGCUCUGUGCCAGGAGGACAAGGAGGAAUACUAUGGCUGCUCUGCUGCUGGGAACAAGCCUGUCUUUGCAUCUCUUCCAGCUGCUUCUCCUCCUCUCCAGCCCUUUGUUCACUUGCAGCCUGGAGAAGCAUGCAGGAAGCCGGGAGAGCACCGGGGACCUCACCUCUCCUCCAGUCAUGUGCAUGGUGGAGCAGGGGGCUUGCAUUGCAAGGUUGGUACUGCUGCUGGAUGACAUCAAGGGGGCUCGGUGCAUGGUGGAAGCCCUUCAGGCCAGAGGCAAUGGCAGCCAGGGGGGCUUCUCCAGGCACCCUUGGCAUCACAGUCUUGCAAGGAGGAUUUCCGGACAGUUAUGUGCAAAGUGCAUUCCUAGAACUUGGGGGUCGAGCCAGCUCGGUGGCUGCAGGUGCGUUCCUCUAGGAGGCUGCAGGGGGAAAGCAAUGCACGGAGCUGGCCCCUGCUUUCAUCUGCCAAAUCCCAGCUCCGUACCCCCGGCUUGUAUUAUGAUCAGGACCAAGGGACACGAGACCAAAGGGGACCCCCCUCCCUGGAUUACAAAACCUCUGGACUGCCUGCUCACCUUCGGACCCCAUUGCCUUAAAAAUCACAGCAAAGACAUUCGCGUUCUCUCACGACGCUGCCCGCCAAUGCUACUGACAUUCAGUGACGCCGCGCCGAGCAAUAGGAGUUCAUUACAACUCCUUGUGGUCAGUAGGAGUGACAGAUGUUUUUCGGGGGGCGAGCAACGCACCCGGGACAAUAACAGCGGCGACUUCAAUGUGGAUGGACAUUGUGCCGCUUUGGGGAUUGUAAUGGUUAACAGCGAUGGAUCUGAUCCAGGCGGCGGGGACCCGCGUGGUAUGUUUUACUGUGCCGAUGACCACGGGGUGCACGGAUCUCCCAGCCAGAGAAAUAUAACCGGGGAUUGCCCCAUCCUUGCUUUUUUACCUAAGGAAAACAACACCAGUCUGGUUGCCCAGGUCAUCAGGCGUUGUCAACGUAGGCAUCCCCGUCCAUGGCGGCAUAAAUUACCGGACUGUUACGUGUUGGAAUACUACACUCAUCAUCCUCAGCCUUCAGUUCCGUCAGUGAUUUCUAUCAGUGGGGCCCUGUACGCUUGCUCUGGAUUAUCGGAAGGUGCUCGGUGUGGGGGUGGACCUGCUGGUGACCAGUCCUGCGGUCUGCCAUGGUUGAGCAGCUUCCAGGAUUGCUGGAGACAGCAGCCCGGGGACAACACGUGGAGAGAGGAUAUUUCAGCACCAGCAGAUCAGACAGCUCCCAGGGUGGAUGCAGCUGUUCUUACGCAGCCGGAGCUGUCCCCAAAAGAACCCUGCUCUGUCUAUUUUCCAUUUAACACCACCAAAGGUUGCUUAAAAACUACUUUCCCACUAUCCGGCAUGGGGAAGCUUACCAAUAUUGACCUGUUCGCUCAGCAGCAAUUAUCUGGCAGCAAAGAAAUGCAGCCGAAUCCAUUCCACCUCCCUCAUAUAUCACAUACACACGAUGUCAAGCAGGGGAUCAGUGGGAGGAGAAGAGAAAGGGCAUCCCUUCCAUUAAUAAGAACACGCAGGGCAGCCAACCGGCCUCCUCUCUUCCUCCAACAUAAUUAUCAGGUUCAGGUGGCCGAAAAUCAGCCCCCGGGGACCCCUGUGAUAACCAUGACAGCGCAAGACCCAGAUACCGGGGAAUCGGGGAGGGUGAUGUACAUUAUGGACGCCUUGAUGAAUAGCAAAUCUUUAGAGCUCUUCAGUAUAGACUCAGUGACAGGUUUAAUCUCCACCACCGAAAUCCUAGACAGGGAAAACAUGGAACAACAUUAUUUUCGAGUCACGGCCAUAGACCACGGGAGUUCGCGUUUGUCAGCGACCACUAUGGUGUCCGUAACCGUGGCUGACAAAAACGACCACAGCCCGUCGUUUGAGCAGACGGAGUACAGGGAGAGCAUUAGGGAGAACGUAGAGGAGGGGUACCCCAUCUUGCAGCUGAGAGCCACCGAUAUCGACUCUCAGGCCAACGCCAAUAUUAAGUAUCGGUUUGUCAACGAGCAAGCCGCCCAUUCGGUGUUCGAAAUAGACGCCAGGUCCGGUUUGAUCACCACCAGCGGUCAGGUAGACCGGGAGAAAAGGGAAAAAUACUCCUUAAUCGUGGAAGCCAGUGACCAAGGGAAAGACCCCGGCCCUAGGUCAUCUACUGUAAAGGUGGAGAUUACCGUGUUCGACGAAAAUGAUAACGUCCCCCAAUUUAGUGAGAAGCGUUACAUCGUUCAGAUCCGGGAAGAUAUUAAGCCUCACACGGAGAUUUUAAGGGUUAUGGCCACCGAUCUUGACAAGGAUAAUAAUGCUGUGGUCCAUUAUAACCUUAUUAGUGGGAAUAGUAGGGGGCAGUUCUCCAUCGACAGCUUCAAUGGUGCCAUACAGGUCAUAAGCCCCCUAGACUUUGAAUCCGAGAGGGAGUACACUUUAAGAGUCCGCGCCCAGGACUCGGGCCGCCCACCCCUUUCCAACAACACUGGCAUGAUAAGCGUGCAAGUCUUAGACAUUAAUGACCAUGCCCCUAUAUUUGUUAGUACCCCCUUUCAAGUAAAUGUCCUUGAAAACGUCCCCUUGGGUCACUCAGUGAUUCACAUCCAAGCUGUUGAUGCCGAUUAUGGCGAAAAUGCCCGUAUGGAAUACAAGUUACUGGGGGUCUCGUCCACCACCCCGUUUGUGAUCAACAGCGCCACCGGUUGGAUCACCGUGAGCGGACAGCUGGAUAGAGAGACAGAAGAACGCUACUUGUUUGGGGUUGAGGCCCGCGAUCACGGUAACCCACCGCUGUCUGCUUCCGCCAGCGUAACCAUCACCAUCCUGGAUGUGAAUGACAAUCGCCCCGAGUUUACCCAAAGAGAAUAUUUUAUUCGCCUAAAUGAGGAUGCCAGCGUGGGUACCAGUGUGCUUAGCGUCACGGCCAUAGACAGGGAUGUCAAUAGCAUCAUCUCCUACCAGAUCACCGGGGGGAAUACUCGCAACCGCUUUGCCAUCUCUACUCAGGGUGGAGCAGGGUUAAUCACUUUGUCAUUGCCCCUCGACUACAAACAGGAAAGACGUUACAUUCUGACGGUGACGGCUUCCGACCGUAUCCUGCAUGAUAACUGUUACGUCCAUAUCAACAUCACCGAUGCCAACACUCACCGUCCGGUAUUUCAGAGCGCGCACUACACCAUCGAUAUCAACGAGGAUCGUCCCAUUGGAAGCACGGUGGUGAUAAUCAGUGCCGCAGAUGAUGACGUGGGUGAAAAUGCCAGGAUCACCUACUUUCUAGAAGACAACAUCCCCCAGUUUCUUAUUAAUCCAGACAGUGGAGCCAUCACGCUCAAUGCCCUUCUGGACUAUGAGGACCAGAUGAUUUACAGCCUGGCCGUUGUGGCAAAAGACAAUGGAAUUCCCCAAAAAUCUGACACGACUUAUGUAGAAAUAAUGGUUAACGAUGUCAAUGAUAAUGCCCCUCAGUUCCUGAACACGCAGUAUCAUGGGAUUGUCUCAGAGGACGCUCCUCCCUUCACCAGUGUCCUCCAGAUCUCUGCCACCGACCGGGAUUCCCAUACCAAUGGACGGGUACAAUAUACUUUCCAAAAUGGAGAAGACGGAGACGGGGAUUUCACCAUUGAACCAACCUCAGGUAUUAUUCGUACUGUGCGGAAAUUGGACCGGGAAACGGUUCCUUUCUAUGAGUUGACAGCCUAUGCGGUGGACAGGGGUAUCCCUCCCCAGAGAAGCCCAGUCCGCAUCCAAGUAGCCGUUCAGGACGUCAAUGACAAUGCCCCCGUCUUCCCAGCGGAUGAAUUUGAGGUUUUCGUGAAGGAAAACAGUAUUGUUGGCUCAGUUGUUGGUAGGAUCAAGGCUUUGGAUCCCGACGAAGGUCCAAAUGCCCAGAUCAUGUAUCAGAUUGUUGAAGGUAACAUUCCAGAAAUUUUCCAAAUGGAUUUCUUUUCUGGAGAGCUCACCGCCCUCAUAGAUUUAGACUACGAGACGAGACCUGAGUACGUCAUCGUGGUUCAGGCCACCUCGGCCCCCCUGGUUAGCCGAGCCACGGUUCAUAUUAAGCUGAUCGAUCAAAAUGACAAUACUCCCGUUCUGAAGAACUUCCAGAUACUCUUCAAUAAUUACAUCUCCAACAGCUCCAACACUUUUCCCUCUGGUGUCAUUGGGAAGAUACCGGCAUAUGACCCUGAUGUAUCAGAUAAACUCUUCUACACCUUUGAACGUGGGAACGAGCUAAAUUUGUUGAUCGUCAAUCACUCGAGUGGGGAAUUAAGGCUCAGCCGGAAAUUGGACAACAACCGACCCUUGAUGGCAUCAAUGUUGGUCACGGUAUCAGAUGGGAUCCAUAGUGUGACCGCCCAAUGUGUCCUGCGUGUUCUCAUCAUCACAGAAGACAUGUUGUCUAACAGUAUCACAGUUCGCCUAGAGAACAUGUCUCAGGAGCGCUUCCUGUCUCCCCUGUUGACCAGCUUCUUGGAGGGAGUGUCGACCGUGUUGGCCACCCCAAAGGAAGACAUCUUCAUUUUCAACAUCCAGAAUGACACCGACGUUAAGAGCACCAUACUCAACAUCAGCUUCUCUGCCCUCGUUCCACAAGGUGACCGCUCACAGUUUUUCAGCUCAGAAGACCUUCAAGAGCAACUCUAUAUGAAGAGGAUGACUCUGACCUCGGCCUCCAUGCUGGAGGUCUUACCAUUUGACGAUAAUGUCUGUCUACGUGAACCCUGUGAAAAUUAUAUGAAGUGUAUAUCUGUGCUGAAGUUUGACAGCUCGGCUCCAUUCAUUGCUUCCGAGUCCAUACUUUUCCGUCCAAUUCACCCCAUCACUGGUCUACGCUGCCGUUGCCCUCAGGGCUUCACCGGGGAUUAUUGUGAAAUUGAAAUUAAUCUUUGCUACUCAAAUCCUUGUCAAAAUGGAGGCGUAUGUGCCAGAAGAGAAGGAGGCUACACGUGUAUAUGCCAGGAACGCUUCACAGGUCAGUGUUAUUGUGGUUGUGGUAUGGGUUGGCAUGCUUGGUGGUUUGUUGGGAUAGCAUGGUGUCCUUAA
This is a messenger RNA of Bufo gargarizans (Asiatic toad), 5170 nucleotides long. Its product is annotated as cadherin EGF LAG seven-pass G-type receptor 3-like. Gene Ontology annotation, molecular function: calcium ion binding. The coding region runs from base 140 to 5170 and encodes 1676 amino acids. The transcript is spliced from 3 exons. The record is from RefSeq and is a predicted model, not a curated record. Lineage: Eukaryota; Metazoa; Chordata; Amphibia; Anura; Bufonidae. Gene Ontology annotation, biological process: homophilic cell-cell adhesion. Gene Ontology annotation, cellular component: plasma membrane.